This is a messenger RNA of Arachis duranensis, 609 nucleotides long. RefSeq lists its product as uncharacterized. The transcript has a single exon. Gene Ontology annotation, molecular function: nucleic acid binding; zinc ion binding. NCBI's taxonomy places the organism in Eukaryota, Viridiplantae, Streptophyta, Magnoliopsida, Fabales, Fabaceae. The coding region runs from base 1 to 609 and encodes 202 amino acids. The record is from RefSeq and is a predicted model, not a curated record.
AUGCAAUUGAAAAACAAACUCAGCACAUUUCAAAUUGAAGGAUCUGUGACUGAGUAUGUGUUGUUGAUUAAAGGCACAAUUGAUGCUUUGGCAUCAGUAGGAGAGUCAGUAAAGGAAAGCGAUCAUGUCAAUGCGAUUUUACACGGCUUAUCUGAAGAGUAUUCUUCAGUAUAUACAUCUGUGCUUGCAAGAUCUGAGAGUAUAACUGUUGCUGAACUAGAAGCCUUGCUGCUAGCUCAUAAGAGCAUGCUAGCUAAGUUCAGAAAAUCAGAGGCGUUUGUGCAAGCAAACGUAGCUCAAUUUGGAGGAUAUCAUCAACAGUUGCAAGGAAGAAGAGGAGGCUUCAGAAAAGGAUUCAGAGGAAGAGGAGAAAGAAUGCACAGAGGUGGUAGAAAUCUCUCUAAUGCAGGAAAUAUGAUGCAAGAAGUUGAUAACAGACAGGCUAAUAGAGGAGGCAGAACAUAUAAUUCAAGAAGCUAUGAGUACAACAUGCCACAAUGUCAGCUGUGUAAUAAGUUCGGCCACACUGCAAGAACUUGCUGGCACAGAUACAAUGAGGAUCAAUUUGAGGAAGAAGGUUAUGCUAGAGACGGAUAUAACAAUGCUUGA